AUGCCUUUACAUCUUACAAUUAAGAGACCACUCGAGCAUAUAGAGUGGGGAUUAAAGUCGAAUUUAAGAAGAAAUAUGGCCAACUUUCUUUUGCGUCGUGCGUUAAUAGACGCAAUCCGAGUGCCUGUCGGUACCAGAGCAUCAAGUGAGUUAGCCAAGAUUGGCAACCGUGAAUGGGUCGGUUAUGGCUUCAACGGUCAACCCAAUUACGCUGACAGGCCUGACUUCCCCUUGCCGGCUGUCAGGUUCCGCCCAGACACACCUGAUAUCAAGGUCCUCCGCGAGAAAGAGAAGGGCGACUGGCGCAAGCUCACCCUGGAGGAGAAGAAGGCGCUGUACCGCGCCUCCUUCUGCCAGACCUUCGCCGAGUUCCAGGCGCCCACGGGCGAGUGGAAGGGAGUGCUCGGCUGGUCGCUCGCCAUCGCCUCGCUCUCCCUGUGGAUCUUCAUGGGGAUGAAGUUGUUCGUGUACAGUCCGCUGCCAGAGUCUUUCGACGAGGACGCUCAAAAGGCGCAGCUGAAGAGGAUGCUGGACCUCAAGGUCAACCCAAUAGACGGUCUCGCGUCCAAGUGGGACUACGAGAACAACCGCUGGAAG
Messenger RNA from Iphiclides podalirius (scarce swallowtail), 597 nucleotides. NCBI's taxonomy places the organism in Eukaryota, Metazoa, Arthropoda, Insecta, Lepidoptera, Papilionidae. The record is from the annotation of a GenBank genome assembly.